UAAUGACGAAUUGGAAACAAAUUUGUGAUUUUUUUAAUCUGAAAAUUAUUUCCCUCUUGAAGAACGUCCAUCUUUGCUUUGAUUUUGUUUGAUCAUUCAAACACUAGUUGAAGAGAAAUUAAAAUUUACACGACCUAACGAACAUUUCUUUUGAUCUUGGUUGAUGGGUUCAUUUGAUUUUUGCUUUUUGUUGUCAUGGUUUUGAUGGGUCUGAUUGAAUUUUUUAAUGCCGUCUCUUGCUUUUUUUUCUCCCAAAUUGAUUGAUUGUAAAUGGUAAUGGUGUCUACGAUCAUUUGUGGUCUGGUCUGGUUCCUCCGAAUCAGUCGUUUCAAGUUCAGCUUCUGUGUGUUCUAAUAUUUACGGUAAAGCAUUGCUUAAAGAUUCUUUUGUUAUUGCUUCUUGUGCCCACUUUUGAUAAACUUUCAAAAUUUUCCCCCAAAUCUGUUAAUGGAAAUGGCAAAUGGUUAUCAGAUUGAUCAUGGUUGUCUGGUUCAGUUUUAUUGUCUGAAUACUGUCUUUCGUAGCAGCUUCUGAGUCUAAAUCUUUAGUGUGUUUAUGAUGUUUGGCAGGGCUUGGCUUAUUGAUAGCAGAACAAUUGCGAGGAAAGUUAGAAAUCCGACUCGAGCUUCUGCUUAUCAAAUCAAAGACUAUGGAGCAAAUCGUGAAUGCCCAAAUUGUCAUCAUUGUAUAGAUAACAGUGAUGUUUGUCAUGAUUGGCCUGGUCUUCCAGCUGGUGUAAAAUUUGAUCCAUCUGAUGCAGAGCUCUUAGAGCAUUUAUCUGCUAAAUGUGGUGUUGGAGACACAAAUCCACAUGCGUUCAUCGACGAAUUUAUUCCUACAUUACAUGACGACAAAGGGAUUUGCUAUACUCACCCUGAAAAUCUUCCUGGUGCCAAGAAAAAUGGAAGCAAUAUCCAUUUUUUUCACAGAAACAUCAAUGCUUAUGCUACUGGCCGAAGGAAGCGUCGCAAGGUCCACAAUCAACAAGGUUCAAGUGAGGAGCAUGUCCGCUGGCAUAAGACAGGCAAGACAAAAUCUGUCAUGGAAAAUGGAGUGCAGAAGGGCUGCAAGAAGAUCAUGGUUCUUUAUAAAAGCUCAAAGAAGGGGACCAAGCCAGAUAAGUCCAAUUGGGUGAUGCAUCAGUACCAUCUGGGGACUGAUGAAGAUGAAAAAGAGGGUGAAUAUGUUGUUUCCAAAAUUUUCUACCAACAGCAAAAGCAGCAUGAUCUGAAUGAUGAUGGUCUUGGUUUUGAAGAUUCUGAUACUUUGGCACUUCAUACUAGUCCAAGGACACCCAUUACCAAUCCUCCCAAUCCACCUCGGCCGAAGAAAUCUGAUAUACUUGAUGAUGUUGCUGAUGAGAAGGAACAAGACAUUAUCAAAGGAGCAUCUGAUGUCCAAGUACCUGCUGUUCAUCCUGAAGAUGAUGUGGGAUAUUCAGCAUGGUUGGCUGGCGAAUCUCAGGCUGUAGAGAACUAUGAUUUCAGCAGCAUUGAUGAUUCCUUGUUGUGCAAAGAAAUUUUCGAUUCUUCUUCACUUUUUCUCAGCAAUUCAGGAAAUGUCUCAUACAAUGGCUCUGCUCAUACUAGAAAUGAAGUGACCGGAGAUACUACCAACAACAACAACAAUAAUAAUGCGCCUUGUGGAAUUGCUGACCUUGAGAAUCUGGAGCUUGACACUCCACCGGAUUUCCAGCUUGCUGAUCUGCAGUUUAGUUCUCAAGAUAGUAUUCUUGGUUGGAUUGACAGAUUAUGAAGAUUCAUAAUUGGGCUAAGCCUCCCGAGAAUGACAUGGCUUACCACUUCAUUUUGUGCCGUCCAAGUUUCUGGCGGAAGCUGUCUGGUUUUCCCAGCAUUUGCUUCAGCAGCAUAGAGUCCGCUUCAUUGCUUUAUUUCUGGUUAUUGAAGUGUAUGAAAGUGAAACUCCAUCAAGCUCAAAAUAUGAGGCUGUGGGGUUGUUAAAGACUGAUGUAGCUGUGUGUCUUUGUGGUCUGGUCUCUAUCUAAAUGUCCUAAAAAGUGUGUUUGAUGUUAUGGUUGAUGAAGGAUGUUUUUUAAUCAGGGGAGCUAUUGGCCUUGAUAAAUCUACUGCUUCUACGGCUGUUUCAGCAGAUGAUCUCUUAGAAAUUGAGAACUAUAUGGAAGCAACAAAUGAAUCUAGCAUCUAGAUUCCUGGAUGAAACUUGAAUAUUUUAGAGGAAAUCGUUGUUGUGCAUUGAAGGAGAAUUUCGCUGAAUGCUGACUAGUUCUAAUUUCUUGAUUUGU
Molecule: messenger RNA, 2263 nt
Organism: Manihot esculenta (cassava)
Lineage: Eukaryota; Viridiplantae; Streptophyta; Magnoliopsida; Malpighiales; Euphorbiaceae
Product: SUPPRESSOR OF GAMMA RESPONSE 1
Exons: 5
Coding region: 556-1755 (399 amino acids)
Biological process (GO): regulation of DNA-templated transcription
Cellular component (GO): nucleus
Molecular function (GO): DNA-binding transcription factor activity; transcription cis-regulatory region binding
Source: RefSeq, a predicted model, not a curated record